Syngnathoides biaculeatus (alligator pipefish) is the source of this 1895-nucleotide messenger RNA. RefSeq names its product homeobox protein Hox-A10-like. The record is from RefSeq and is a predicted model, not a curated record. Gene Ontology annotation, biological process: regulation of transcription by RNA polymerase II. Lineage: Eukaryota; Metazoa; Chordata; Actinopteri; Syngnathiformes; Syngnathidae. The coding region runs from base 174 to 1355 and encodes 393 amino acids. Gene Ontology annotation, cellular component: nucleus. The transcript has 2 exons. Gene Ontology annotation, molecular function: RNA polymerase II cis-regulatory region sequence-specific DNA binding; DNA-binding transcription factor activity, RNA polymerase II-specific.
CAUGCUGCGGAGGAUGUCGCUCCUUUUCAAGCUCUAAUGGUGGCGCAUAUACAGUAUAGAGCAGCGAUGGCCGCGCUCUCUUCGUCCUCGGCUCGGUGCUGCGUCGGCUGAGAGUGGGCGGGACUUUGCCCCGUUUGCGAGCUUCCCAUUGGCCGCCCCGCUCCCACGCUAGAAUGAGGGGCGCUUCCGAAUCAUAUCCAGCAUGUUUUGCACGAGAAAUGUCAGACCGAGGGGGCUACCUUCUCCCUUCGCCCAAAUUCUCCACGAUAAUGUCAUGUUCGGACGCUCCAUCAGCGAAUGCCUUCUUAGUGGAUUCCCUGAUCGGCGGCAGGGCGGAGAACUGCGGAGGUCAUUACGCGGGGGGCGCCGCCGUGUGCGUGCCUCAUAGCGCAGCCGCCGAAGUGCCCUACGGACUGCACAACUAUGGAUACUUCGCAGGUCUCCCCAAGCGGGCAGACGCGGGGCCCCAAAACGCGGUCAGCGCUCCGGGCGCGUACCUGUCCAGCAUGGAGAUGUGGAUGGACGCGCAGAGGUCAUGUCGCGUGGACCAAGAGCGCCCCGUGGCUCCUCAGGUCACGCCCUGCUCCUUCCCGCAAAGCAUUAAGGAAGAGAGCGCUUACUGCCUGUAUGAGCAGUCCAAGUGCCCCAAAGAUUCUGGUGCCGAAGACCUGACGUAUUCACGGUUAGCCCCCAUCAACGAUGGCGGCGGCGGAGGAGGAGGAGGCGGCACAGUUCCUAUGCCGUGCUAUUUCCGCUUGUCUCAGACCCACGCGCACCCUCAUAAACUUUACAGCGCCGACGACCCGCAGCCGAACCCUCCCUUCUCUCAUCUGGGCCCGCACUCCAGCGCCCCCGGCCGCUUCCACUCGCCCGCGCCCACCUCCACGCAGGCUCCGAGCGCGCCGCAGAAAGGGAGCUGCGGGGACACCGAGGAGCCCCUGCCCGCCGGCCACUCGGACCGGCAGCCCCACGCGCCCCCCGCCAGUGAAGAUCCACGCGAGUCCACGGACGCGGAAGCCUCCUCGGCAGAAGAGAGCGAUGAGCAGGACAAGGAGAGGCCGGAGAAGGACGCCAAAGGCGACAACAAAAGUGACCACGCGGCCAAUAACUGGCUGACUGCAAAGAGCGGCCGGAAGAAGCGUUGCCCGUACACCAAGCACCAGACUCUGGAGCUGGAGAAGGAGUUCCUGUUCAACAUGUACCUGACUCGAGAGCGCCGCCUGGAGAUCAGCAAAAGCGUGCACCUGACGGACAGACAGGUCAAAAUUUGGUUCCAGAACCGCAGGAUGAAACUGAAGAAAAUGACGAGAGAGAACAGGAUCCGGGAGCUCACCUCCAACUACGGAUUUUCGUGAUGAACGAGGUGACCCCCCCCCCCCAAAAAAAAACAUUAAAAAGGGGAAAAAAUAGUAGUCGGGUGACGACCACCGCGCCCCAACGCACUCAUUUCACAUGUGGGCCACAGAACCUUGAUAACCGUCCUGUGGUGGCUCCAUGGAAACACGUCUACGUACCAGUCUCGUCUGUCGUGUUCUUGAUUAGUUGGUAGGCAGUGGAACACAUUUCUCCCAUUUUAAGAAAAAAAAAAACACACACACACACUUCUUAUUUUCAGUCAAAUCUCUACGAAAAUAAUUGACCUCAGUUUGCAUGGAAUCAUUUUACAAUCACCACCUAAAUAAUAACUAUGAAUAAUAAUAAUAAUAAUCCACCUGUGACCAAGUUAGAUGUUUAGUCAACAGUCCUCUUUUGUGUACUAGCUAAAUGUGUCAGUUGAGUAAACAAUCUUUAGUGGCGUUUUCACGAAAAAAAAAAGCGCAGCACGCGUGGCCAUGUUUUUGAUUUGUAUAUAUUUUUGUGUACAUGCCGACAUUGUGUUUUUUGUGUCAUGCUGA